UGAGCGUCCGAAGUAUCGCACGUCCAUCGCCAUGGCUCGUCCGGACGUUGGCCAAGUGGUGGCAUGGUAUAUCUGCACGGUCGCUGCAUGCAUCUUCCUCGUGUUUCGGCUGAUCAUCCGGUGGCGACUCCUCAAAAAGCUCUAUCUCGAUGACUUCUUCGUUGUUGCCGCCGCGUUGUGUCUGAUCGGUGACUUGGGCAUUCAGCACUACAUGUUCACCCAGGGUUUGUCCUUUCUUUCGCCUACUAGUGCUCCGUGCGACGAUCGGGAUCUGCAUUCCCAAGCAUCCACACCUCCGCCCGUUGCUGACUCUGUUCUCCCCCUGCCACAGUUGAUCAUUCCCGGGUCCACCUUGUAUGUCACCUCGCUCUGGCUUAUCAAGGCCAGUAUGGUGCUGUUCUACAAGCGCCUGGCCGAUCGCACCAAGUAUCAGACCAUCUAUAACAUCACCCUGGGUGUCCUGGCCGCUGCCUGGCUGGUGCUGUUCUUCGACAUCGUCUUCAAGUGCUAUCCGCCAGAUCGCCAAUGGAAGAGCUUUGAGAAUCCGGAUUUGACGUGUUCGGCGAAACAGUCGACGAUUAACUACUGGUUGACGAUCCUAUUCAACAUCUUCAGUGAUGUCUUCAUCAUCUGUCUUCCUAUCUCUCAGGUAGCCCGUCUCAAGAUGCCGAGAAAGCAAAAGCUCGGUGUUAUCUCCGUCUUUCUGCUGGGUGUCAUCGUCGUCAUCACUAGCAUUAUCCGUGCUAUCUACUCGCACUUGGGCGAGCAGAUGAUCACUUGCACGGUCUCCAUGAUCGAAACUGCCAUUGCAAUCAUCGCAUCGUGCCUCCCUGUCCUACGCACGCUGGUCUUCGGCUCCCACUCACGCACCGGCACGUACAGCGGCCGUCGAGGAUACGAGCUGUCCAACUCCGGAGCUGCGGGAUUGGCCAGCAAGCAGCAUACCACGGUGUCCGUAUCGCGCGGGGGGGCGGACGAGCUGUCGCGGCAUGACUCGGAAGAUGAGCUGGUUAAGGAGAAUAUGUCGGCCGAAGAUCCCACUGCGGGCAUCUCGGUGACACGGGAGUAUUUCGUACAUGAGGGCGCAAUGGAACGGCAGAGCAUGCGGUAG
Aspergillus costaricaensis CBS 115574 is the source of this 1111-nucleotide messenger RNA. RefSeq lists its product as uncharacterized. The record is from RefSeq and is a predicted model, not a curated record. The coding region runs from base 32 to 1111 and encodes 359 amino acids. The transcript is spliced from 7 exons. NCBI's taxonomy places the organism in Eukaryota, Fungi, Ascomycota, Eurotiomycetes, Eurotiales, Aspergillaceae.